Molecule: messenger RNA, 1173 nt
Organism: Lachnellula hyalina
Lineage: Eukaryota; Fungi; Ascomycota; Leotiomycetes; Helotiales; Lachnaceae
Gene: CHI1
Product: Chitinase
Exons: 4
Biological process (GO): chitin catabolic process; carbohydrate metabolic process
Cellular component (GO): extracellular region
Molecular function (GO): chitin binding; chitinase activity
Source: RefSeq, a predicted model, not a curated record
GCUCCAACUUCGAACUCGUCAAGUGGUUUUGCAUCACAAGGAAUUGCUGCUGCCCCUAGUGGUGGGUACAAGAAUGCGGGAUACUUUGUAAAUUGGGCAAUCUAUGGCCGGGACUUUCAGCCUCAACAGCUUCCAGCCUCAGAGUUGACCCAUGUCAUAUACGCCUUUGCCAAUCUUCAAUCAGACGGUACAGUGGUUCUGUCAGACACAUAUGCCGAUUUACAGAAGCAUUAUAGCACCGAUUCCUGGAAUGAUGUUGGGAACAACGUCUACGGCUGUAUCAAGCAGCUUUAUCUUCUCAAGAAAGCCAACCGCAAUAUGAAGACUUUACUCAGCAUUGGAGGCUGGACUUAUUCGACUAACUUUGCGCUGCGGCAAGACCUAGGCUUUGACGGAAUAGACAUUGACUGGGAAUACCCCGCCGACGCUACCGAGGCCGCGAAUUUCGUCCUCCUCCUGCAGGCUGUUCGUUCUGCACUCGAUGCAUACUCAGCUCAGUACGCCCCGUCCAACCAAUUCCUCAUCACGAUAGCAUGUCCCGCCGGCCCGGAUAACUACAACCUGUUGCAAAUGUCCCAGAUGGAUGUGUAUCUCGAUGCGUGGCACCUGAUGGCAUACGACUAUGCGGGAUCGUGGUCCAGCUAUUCGGGCCACGAUGCCAACAUCUACCCCAACACCGCGGACCCCAACAGCACGCCCUUCUCCACAUCCCAGGCUGUGUCCGACUACAUUGCCAACGGCGUGCCAGCCUCCAAACUCGUCCUCGGCGUCCCGCUGUACGGCCGUUCUUUCGAAGGCACCGCUGGCAUUGGGCAAUCGUUCACGGGUGUUGGAUCUGGGAGCUGGGAAAACGGCGUCUGGGACUACAAGGCGCUGCCAAAGGCGGGCGCGACGGUUACCUAUGAUUCGGUCGCGAGCGGGACGUAUAGUUACGAUGCGGCUGCGGAGGAGCUGAUUAGUUAUGAUGACCCGGCGCAGGCCACGGUGAAGGCACAGUAUAUUGCGAGUCAGGGGUUGGGAGGGGCCAUGUAUUGGGAGACGAGUGCGGAUAAGACUGGGAGUGAUAGUUUGAUCUCGACGAUUGCUGGGACGUUUGGGGCAUUGGAGCAGGUAGAGAAUUGCUUGAGUUAUCCAGAGAGUCAGUAUGCAAAUAUGGUUGCUGGGAUGGCGUGA